Molecule: messenger RNA, 1602 nt
Organism: Mesoplodon densirostris (Blainville's beaked whale)
Lineage: Eukaryota; Metazoa; Chordata; Mammalia; Artiodactyla; Ziphiidae
Gene: FCRL4
Product: Fc receptor like 4
Exons: 12
Coding region: 1-1602 (533 amino acids)
Biological process (GO): cell surface receptor signaling pathway
Molecular function (GO): transmembrane signaling receptor activity
Source: RefSeq, a predicted model, not a curated record
AUGCUCCUCAGGACUCCAGAGCAGACUUCCAUGCUACUGUGGGCAUCCUUGCUGGUCCUAGCAGCUCCAGUCAGUGGACCACUUGCUACUGUACCCAAACCCAUGAUUUCCCUCCAGCCUCCGUGGACCACUGUCUUCCAUGGAGAGAGAGUGAAUCUGACUUGCAAUGGAUUUCACUUCUAUGCACCAGAGAAAAUAAGAUGGUACCGUUGGUACUCUGGGAAACAACAUCCAAGUGAAACCCCAGGAAACACCCUCGAGGUUCGUGAUUCUGGACAGUACAUUUGCCAGGCCCCAGGCUCACUCCCGAGUAACCCUGUGCGCUUGCUCUUUUCUACAGCCUCCUUCAUCCUCCAGGCCCCACAUUCUGUGUUUGAAGGUGAUGAGUUGGUUCUGAGAUGCCGGAAAAGGGCGAGAGAGAAACUGACUGCUGUGAGGUACUUUUGGAAUAGAAAAGUUAUAUCUGUUUCUAAUAAAAGCUUGGAUCUUCUGAUAUCACAAGCAAGUUUAAACAACAGUGGCUGUUACCAAUGCAUUGGAUCCUUGGAAAAUAAACGUGUAUUGAGAACAAGUCUCACAAAUAUUCGAAUUCAAGAGCUAUUUCCACGUCCAAAGCUGAAAGUCACAGACUCCCAGCCUACAGAGGGGAAUUCUGUAAACCUGAGCUGUAAAACACAGCUUCCUCUAGAGCGGUCAGACACUCGGCUUCACUUUGUCUUCUUCAGAGACCAUGGGGUCAUCCUCUCAAACUGGAGUGCAUCCCCAGAACUCCAGGUCACAGCCAUCUGGAGAGAAGACUCAGGAUCAUACUGGUGUGGGGCCAUGACCAGCGGCAUCCACAAACUCAGCCUCCCGCUUCAGAUUGACGUGCAGAGGAUCCCCGUGUCUGGAGUGUUCCUGGAGACCCAGCCCCAGGGGGACCAGGCGGUCGAAGGGAAGAUGCUGCUCCUUGUCUGCUCUGUGGCUGAAGGCACGGGGAACACCACGUUCUCCUGGCACAGAGGGGACACGAGGGAGAGUCUGGGGCAGAAAAGUCAGCGUUCCCAGAGAGCAGAGCUGGAGAUCCCUGUUAUCAGGGAGAGCCACGCAGGGGGCUACUACUGCACAGCUGACAAUGGCUAUGGCCUCAUCCAGAGCGAGGCGGUGAACGUCUCUGUGAGAAGCACCCCAGGGAUAAGAAGAGGCCUUGUUGCAGCGGGAACCACUGGGGGGACAUUCAGCGUUCUCCUGGCUGUGGCCCUGCUGUUUUACUGCUGGCACCAGAGGAAACUAGGAGAUGGUUCUCUGGGAGACACAACCAGGAGACCCCUGACCCUAGGCCCAGGAGUGUCUUUCCAUCCCAUGUGUCCUGACCCAGUGGAGCUGCAGCAGUUGUAUGGCAAUGUGCACCCCAAAGAAAGAGACCUGGUAUAUUCUGAGAUCCAGAUUAUUCAACCUGGGGAAGAAGGAAAAGGAAAUACCUUCAGAACAUCUCUAGAGGACCAGCAUGCCUCAAUUGUCUACUCUGAGGUGAAGACACAGCUCCAAGAUGAUUCAGCUGGAAAUGUCAGCUCUAAAGAUGAAGAUGUCAUGGAAAAUUACAAGGGUGUCCUACUCAUGUGA